UUCACGGAGUGGAAAACGCAGGCGGCACAAAGGGGUUAAAUAUAGCGGCGUGCCAGCUCACCAAAGACGCCCGCGUCAGCUUCCUUGUCAGAGCCGGCGUCUCUGUGCGCGCGCGCGCGCCUCGGUGUCUCUCUGUGCGCGUCUGUCCGUGUGGAGUUUUCUGUGUGUACGUGUGUUGUGUGUGUGUGUCUAUAUAUCCGCCUGUCUCUAUUGAUCUGCUUGUCCGUCUGCCUGUCAUCUUGAUUUCUUGUCACUCUUGCUAUCUGCCCAUAUUUCGCUCUGUCAGUCUACCUGUCUGUCUGCCUGUCUAACUACCUGCAUGUCUGUCUGCCUGUCUAACUACCUGCAUGUUUACCUACCUGCCUGUCUGUCUGCCUGUCUAACUACCUGCCUGUUUACCUACCUGCCUGUUUACCUGUCUGCCUGUCUGCCUGUCUGUCUAUCUCCCAGUCUGUCUACCUGCCUGUUUACCUGCCUGUCUAACUACCUGCCUGUUUGCCUACCUGCCUGUCUUCCUGCCUGUCUUCCUGCCUGUCUACCUGCCUGUCUGUCUACCUGCCUGUCUACCUACCUGCCUGUCUGUCUGCCUGUCUAACUACCUGCCUGUUUACCUACCUGCCUGUCUGCAUGUCUGUCUACCUGCCUGUUUACCUACCUGCCUGUCUUCCUGCCUGCCUGUCUGUCUGUCUCCUUGUCUGCCCGUCUGCUUCCCUGCCCGUCUUGUGACCGUUCCGCGCGAGGCUCCACGUCGGAAAUGAACGCAAAUGUUUUCCGAGAGCGUCCCGAAGAUGUGGAGGCGACGGGGGGAAUUAUUCGCCCGUGGCCACGCAGCGGACCGCGAAUCCUCAUCAUCGGCUGCGGAUUAGCGGGACUCGGAGCCGCAGUGACCCUGGCCAAGAGCGGCGUCCGGGGAUCCAAGCUGUUGGUGCUGGAGGCGCUCGAGCGAGCCGGAGGUCGCGUCCACACGGCUCGGCCAUUCCGUCUGGGGCACGCCGCCGAGCUGGGCGCUGCGUGGAUCCACGGAGAGAAUGGAAACCCCCUGUACCGGCUCGCCCAGACGCACGGACUGCUGGCCACUGGCAGGGCUAGCGGCCAGGAUGGAGGGGAUCAACAGAAGGACCGGGAUGAUCACGAGGAGUACCGCAUGUGCGAGCCGAGCUGCUACCUGCCAGACGUGGACCACUUCUUCACGGAACGCGGAGAGCGACUGCCCUCGGGCACAGUGUCUGAGGUCUGCAAGCGUUUCAGCGAGAUCAUGGGUGACGCAUUCGGAGAGACCGACAGAGUGUACGGGGGCACUGGUGGCACCGAGGCUCCUUCCGCCGCAGCGGGUCACAGGAGCGUGGGAGACUUCCUGGAUGAAAAAUUCUUCUCGUCGUCGUCGUCGUCAGGAUCCUGGGACGAGGCGAGCAAAGGCGUGUUCGAGUGGUGCAAGCGCAUCGAGUGCACGGACGAAGCGUGCUCCUCCAUGUACGACUUCGACCUCUCGGAGCUGGGUCACUACUCGGGGUUUGAGGGCCGCUUCUUCAAUUCGCUGGGGCCCCGCGGAUUCAGCGCCAUCGUGGACACGCUGGUGGAUCGCCUGCCCGUGGGCAGCGUGAUCUUUAACAAGGCGGUGUCCUCCAUCCACUGGGGCCUCCGCACAGAACAGACCGCAGCCGAGGGAGGCGCAGGUGCCCACCCAGUGCGGGUCGUGUGCGAGGAUGGAUCGGAGUUCCACGCUGAUCACGUCAUCGUCACAGUGUCGCUGGGAUACCUGAAGACCAACGGGGCCUCCAUGUUCCAUCCGCCGCUGCCACCGAGGAAGCUAAGGGCCAUCGAGCGCCUGGGCUUCGGCGCCGUCAGCAAGAUCUUCCUGGAGUUCGAGAGGCCCUUCUGGCCGCACGGCUGGGACAGUAUGCAGUUCGUGUGGAACGAGGGGCCAGAGGAUCGAGCCGUGCACGAUAGGACGUUGGAGGUCCCAGCAGGUCGGGAAGGAGGAUCUGCCAGAGCUGCAGGCUCGUGGCAAGACAGCUGGUACAAGAAGAUCACCGGCUUCAACUCGGUGGCACGGCACCCGAACGUGCUGUGCGGCUGGGUGACUGGCAGGGAGGCGCGGCACAUGGACACGCUGGAGUCAAGCGUGGUGGGGGACGUGUGUGUGAGGUUGCUGCGGCAGUUCACGCGGCUGCCCGUGAGCCGGCUGGUGCAGGUGCUGGUGACCACGUGGAACAAGGAUCGUUUCUUCCAGGGCGCCUACACCUACAUCCCCCUCGGGGUGAACGCGCGCACGGAGCAGCAAGCCCUGGCCGAGCCUGUACCUGGGCGCAGGGACCCCCAGGUGCUGUUCGCAGGCGAGGCGACGGACGUGAACUUCUACACGACCACACACGGAGCGCUUAUGAGCGGACGGAGGGAGGCUCAGCGUCUCCUGAACCGCUACACUCCGCCUGCCGCGCUCUGAACUCCGUAGGUGGCGGGUGAAGAUAUUAUUUGGGGAAAUAAAAUAUACCUUUUAAAUACAACAAUCCCUCGCCAAACCGCGAAGGUACGUUCCUGAAAUCCGGUGUGGUUGGCAAAAACCGCGGUUGGCUAUAUGAACGCCUUAAGGGAAAUAUGGGAUUAGAGCAACCAUGGGCGCGUUCACACUCGUCAAAGCCAAAGUUGCCUGUUCCUUCACUAAACACAAAUAGAAUACUGAGGGUUGAAGUCCGUGGCGACGACGAUGGCGCUGAUGAUCAGCUAAUGGUGGUUGCUUGAUCGAAGAAGGGCUUUGGGCACCCUCUACCUCCACGUGCUGGUGGCAGAGGUCGCAAACGGGUUUUGAUUCCUUACCCGUACCCGUACCCGGCCGCACCAGGGUCGCAAACGGGUACCCGUACCUGGCCGGGUACGGGUAGCCGGGUAUCGGGUAGGGUACGGGUAUCGGGUACCCGGUUGCGACCUCUGGCUGGUGGGAAGAGAGCGGUGGUGGGUGCUGGGAGAUGAGACGAUGCACGGAGGGAAAAGAGAUGUGGGUGAUUUUAAAUCACAAGUGCCGGUCUCCGUGCUCAACUGCGGAUACAAAAAACUCCAUACCGCGGUUAGUAAAUUGGUAUGCCGAAGGAAAACCGUGGAUGCAUAUAUACGGCGGAUGAAACGCACGUGGUUGGUGAGGGAUUGAUGUAUAUAUAACAAAAACAUUUCAAGUCAUAUCUUUUAUUUUGAGAAAAGUAUUUUUUUAUGAAAGAAAUACAUUCGAUUAAGGAAAACUUUGUCUUAAAUCUAAUAUAUCAUAUUUAAUCACGAAAUUUGUUAUGCUAUUUUUGGUUUACGUCUCACAUGCUGUUUUGUUGUUGCAAUUUAAAUAAUGAGAUUUAGUUUUUAUUAUAAUUAUACCAAUCUAAAGAUUCCUUUUCAGGAGAGUCCUGUAUGGUGAUAUUUUACCAAUUUACAGUUAUCUAUUGAGUGUUUUGCUUAUUGUGAAUUAAAAUGAUGAGAAACCCCACCACAGAAAUUGGUUCACGAACAUAUUUGCUGUACAGUCACAUUUUGGCCAUCUCGCAGGCCAGCGGGUUUAGAAGCUCCACAAAUAUCUUAGUGAUUAAUCAACCCUUGGUGUCAAAAGGGCUGGAUCACAGAUCAAAUAUCUCUUAUACAAAAGUCAUAGAAAUCAAUCUACCACGAAUAAUCAACAUCAAUGUCACGUGACUAGUGUGAGCAUAGCAUGCCGGAUCUGUGAGAACCAUCAAACUGCACCUGCCAAAAUGAAACGUGUGAAUGUGAAUCGUGUUAGGGAGCCCAAUGUAAUUUAAGUUAAUCAAGUGUAGUUUUCGGAUGCUAUCAUGAUGUAAUGGUGAGCACACUGGAAUUUCAAUGCAGAUAUCAUCAGUUUGAACUCCCAGCACGAUAUUUGAGCCCCUGGGUACGUUUCUUAAAUCGCCCCCGCCUCUGUCCACCCAGAGUAUUGAUGGGUACACCACAGUCAAUCGGCAGAUAUAGCAUGUGGUGGGGUAAAGUGUGGGUACUCUCAUCUCUGGCCAGCAUGGCAGAGUAGACAAAAUACUCUCGUCUCUAGACGGAUUUCUAGCGCUCUCUGUCGUGAAGGCCCUGUUGCCAACAGAGGCAAGGAAUUUAAGAACCUCACGCUUUACACCUGAUGCAGUUUCCAAUUGUGUGAUGUGUAAGUCAAUUAUUGCAAAAGUAUUUAACUGUUAAGCUGCUAAUUAACAAUAAAAUCAAAAGUUAACA
Messenger RNA from Lethenteron reissneri (Far Eastern brook lamprey), 4209 nucleotides. Its product is annotated as spermine oxidase-like. The record is from RefSeq and is a predicted model, not a curated record. Gene Ontology annotation, molecular function: polyamine oxidase activity. Lineage: Eukaryota; Metazoa; Chordata; Hyperoartia; Petromyzontiformes; Petromyzontidae.